CUGGGAUAAUGUUCUUCACAGCUGUUUUUUUUCCUCUCUUUCUGAAGUCAUGGCAGGAUUCAGGCAGGAUUAAACUUCCAGUUUGCUGAACGGUGAAUAAACCGGGAACUUUUACCGCUGAGACCUGCGUGCACAGCCCCGUCCGGUGAGGUAAUGUCUCUGAAAUGUUCAAAUGCCAUUCCCAGCUGCAGCGGGCUGUAGCCCCAGGCUGCUCCGGGUUUGCUUUUUAAGCGUCGUCCCAGUUGAAACAGUUUACUGGGGCACCAUGCGGACGCUCCGCUCCGAAAUCUCUGCACGGUUCCGCUUGAACGAGACCAAGAAUUUUCAACUGUCCGCAGACGGACUGUGAGGAAGCGUGAGGUCCGACAGUGACCCAGACCGGGCGGCCAGACCUCAGUAGACCCUGCCGGGAUUACUGUGGAAGAAGUCCGAAAACAAAGGAAACUUUGUUCUUCUUUCUUUCCCCCCCGCUGGGAAUAAACACAGGAGUUUGGAGAAAGUUCAAAAAGUUUUGACGCGCGCGUGCGCGCGCUUCCUUUGAUGUGAGGUCAGACAGGUUCUUCUGAUCCAGGUGGUUCCAGGUGUGAGGAUGGUGGAGAGCCGGAGCUGCGUCCAGAGAGAGGGGGUGUACCGCUGGUUCUCCACCCUCACCUCCGCCCAGAGAGCGGAGUUCCUCUGCGGCCUGCUGGACCUCUGCAUCCCCAUCGAGCUGCGCUUCCUCGGCUCCUGCCUGGAGGACCUGGCCCGCAAGGACUACCACUCCCUGCGGGAUGCGGAGAUCAAAGCCAACAACCCCGCGGACCUCUCGGGACUCACCAACGUCACGGACGAGGUGGUCCGCAGCAAGCUGCUGGUGUCGCUGGCGCUGCUGGGCACAGACAACCGGGAGGCCGCGGGGGUUUUGUACCGGACCCUGACCCACAUCGACACGGUGAUCAACAACUACGGGCUGGCGCUGAACGACGGCAGGACGGAGGAGCAGUUCCUGCUGCUGUUCACCAUGGCCUCCAACCACCCGGCCUUCAACUUCCACCAGAAACAGGUGCUGAGGCAUCAGCUGGGCCACAUCCAGGACAUCCUGCAGGCUAGCAGCGGAGGAGGAGGAGAAGCUGCAGCAGAAGCUGGCAGUGAUGGAGCUGCUGGUAGCUAUGGCGCUCAGCCUCACCACCACUACCACCAUCAGGCCGCCGCCGUGCCUCAGGCCUCCCUGCCCAACGCCAGCACCACUUGCCUGCCAACCUGCUACUGGCACAAGAACCAGAGCAGAGAGGCGUCGCCGGGGUCAGGCCCAUCCUCCGGCGCAGAGUUGGGAAACGAAGAGCAGGCGGUCCAUCAGGAGCUGCCGGCUCCUCGCCCAGAGCGCCGCUCUCCUCCGCCGCCCCUGCAGGUCCAGGAUGCAAGCAGGAGCCGCCAGGAGAAAGCAGCGAAAGCUGUGAUUGAGCGGGUGGUGCUCAGAAGAGCGAUACACAAGCCAGAGAACGGCAGCGAAUAUGUGUUUGAGGUGGGCUGGUCUGACGGUUUUACAUCAUCUGUUGUCAGAGCUCAACAGGAAGUGGCAGAGCUGAUAUCCCAGCUCUCUCAGGUGUUUCCUGACGAUGGACUGGAGAAGUUCCUCCCUCAGUCCGUAGAGGUCGACACCAGGUGUCUGGCUGCGCUGCCCGGCCCCGUCCUGCAGCAUCACUCCGUCCAGCUGUUCUUCAACUCCAGCCGACCUCUGACCCCCAGCUGCCCUGUGUCUCCUCCCUCCACCAGGUUACCUCCCACUUUCCCCACCUGCUCAACCUCCAACACCGGCUGCAUGGUGCAGUACAGAGGAGCUAACAGGGCGGUGUACCGGGUGGCCAGCGUCCAGCCCGUGGUCAGCACCCACAGCUCGGUUCUGACCCGCUCCCCACCUCACCUGUCCUCCCUCCUGUCUCCCCCCACGCCGCUGACUCCCUCCAUGCACCACCUCCACCCUCCGCCCAUCACGCAGUCGCUGCACCUGUCCCACUCCCCCUCCCUGACCCGCUCCCAGUCCCAUCCGGCCCAGUUAACGCAGAAUCAACCCAACACGCCGGAGCAGAACGGCAUCCUGGACUGGCUGCGUAAACUCCGGCUCCAUAAGUACUACCCAGUCUUCAAACAGCUCACCAUGGAGGAGUUUUUAGCGCUGACGGAGGAAGACCUCAACAAGUACGACUUGACCCAGGGAGCGAAGAAGAAACUCAAGACUCAGCUGGAGCUUCAAAAGUCAGCAGACAGGGAGAUGAAGACUGAGAAGCGACCCUGCAGCGGCAUCGCCAGGGUGACCCCGUCCAGUCACAUGGGAAUCUCAGUUCACCCCACCUCCACCGCAGGAGAGCUGCGAGUGGAGGUGGACGGAGUGCCGCAUCUUCCUCUUCCUCCUCCUCCUCCUCAUCUGAUGUCCACAGACAGCAGCUCCUCCUGGAUGUCGCUCUGCUGCGACUCAGCCUUCGACAGGAGCAGAGACGCUGUGGGCCGUCCGAACGCCACCGGCAGUACGGAGAAGGAGCGCUUCCUGUUGAGCUCUGCCGGUCCGGCCCGUCCCACAGCUCAGGUUCUUCCGGUUCAGACCGACCCGGCGCCCCUCCACCCCCCGUCCUGCUCCUCCCACCUCCCCUUCAGCGCCCUGCAGACAGCUUUCCUGCCGCAGCCCAGCUUCCCGACACGCGUCCUGUCCUCUCCCAGGAAGCCACGCCCCUCGCCGCUGGGCGCAGACGACCGGGCGAAGCCGCUGGGUGCCGUGGCGGCAGGAGCCGGGUUCAGCCUGGGGCCCGGGGUCGGCGUGGCGGCGCGGCUGGAGAGCCAGUUCUCUGGGCUCGGCGUGGCGGACGGCGGCCUUCAGGAGGCCGCGGCGUGCCGCACGCAGCCCGGCGGCGCUGUGGGUCUGAUGAUAGAAACAAGCUCCGCCCUCACCUCCACCUCCAACAGCCUGCACCACGUCUCCCAGCCCCCGCUCCUCUUCCACCUGUCCUCCUCCCCGGCCGGGUAUCACAUCUACCCCCCCGCCGCCUCCGCCCCGCCCGCCAACGCCGCUGGGAACCAGUACUACCAGUCUACCUCCAGCCCCGCCCUGCCCACAUCCUCCCCGCCCUCCUCCGAUCACAACGCCUCCAUGUGCAUCUGCAGCUCCUGUGGUUGCCGCGGUAACUGCAGCCCGUACGCGGCGUUGCCUGGAUACGCCGCCGCCGGCUACCUGCAGCCAUCUUUGUUCACCCUGGGGCCGCUGCUCCACCUCAGCCCGCUCAUCGCCUCGUCCAGCGCCGCCGCCCCGCCCUUUUCCUACUCCAUGAUGGUCCCGCCUCCGCUCUACCGCCAGAGCCCCACGUCACAUGACCAGCAGCAGGGCUUCGGGUUCUACCAGCCGCACGGCAUUGUGGGAAACGGAGGCCAGAAGCGUGCGGCAGGAAACAUGUCGUGCUACAACUGCGGCGGUGGCGGACAUCGAGCCGAGGACUGCAAGCAGGCGGCGAUGGACUCAGCACAGCAGGGAACGUUUCGGCUGAAGUUCACUCCUCGCUCUCAGAGCAAAGACUCAGGAGAAUAAACCACGGAGAGGCGGUGACCUUUGAACUGCUGGAACAAAUCAGCGAGUCGGUGAAACGCUGAUGGAGAAACGGUUCAACUUUCCAACAAAGCGGAGCUUCAGACUCAGACUAACUACAGGAAGAGCUUUAUGCUUCCUCACCACGGAGGCAGCUGCUCUGCCAAACCAUGGAGUGUUCAGAGUUUAGACCAAACUUUGGGUUUUCACUUUUCAGACUCUGUAAUUUCAGUGUCAUCCUUCAUUUUAACGCUCGCCGUUAUGCUGCAGUUGGGUUUCAAUCGGCUGAAUUCCACAUAAACAAUCAUAUUCAAAAGGAGAUUUUAAAACGGGGUGAAACUUUUCUCUCUUUUUCCAGCGUCGACCCAAACCGACGAGGCGUUCAGGUGACGGCCGCUUCAGAACUGCCAAUCAUGUUUCAGGCUGCAGCUGAGUUGAACGAUGUCGUCGUUUAUGUCGUCUCUGCAGCGUUUCUACCUCAGAUCUGAGCUGAAGGCAGAAUCAUGUGACGUUUACAUCGAAACGUUUCAAAAACGCCGACUUCCACUCCCUCCUCCUUCCGAUUAAACCUAAUUAGUGCCAAACAUCUAUGCAGCAAAUGUUUUUGUAUCACUAUCAUUUUAAAUGUAUCAAAAAGAUGUCUGCUGCCCAAAAGCAGUGCAGUUGAUUGACAUUUGAUUAUCUCUAAUUAGUACAUUUAAA
Molecule: messenger RNA, 4249 nt
Organism: Xiphophorus hellerii (green swordtail)
Lineage: Eukaryota; Metazoa; Chordata; Actinopteri; Cyprinodontiformes; Poeciliidae
Gene: zcchc14
Product: zinc finger, CCHC domain containing 14
Exons: 14
Coding region: 590-3550 (986 amino acids)
Molecular function (GO): zinc ion binding; protein binding; nucleic acid binding
Source: RefSeq, a predicted model, not a curated record